CUCACCAGUCCAAUAUAAAUACAGGGAUCACAUUUGCCAAGGCACACAACUUCUGCCCGGACUUCUACUGGCAUUACAGGGAUCUAAUAUCCUCCGUCGCAAUGAAGGGUGUGAGGACUAUUACAGCUUAUGCACUUGCUCUUUUACUUCUGGUAACGCUCGUCUCCCAUUCGUGGAGCGCACCGAAAGGCAGUUUCCAGAGGAGAAAUUGGUCACCUCAGGCAAUGCUGUACCUCAAGGGCACUCAGGGACGACGGUUUAUCAGCGAGGACAGAAAAGAGGGAGACGUAUAUGACACAUUACAUUUAGAGACUCGGAGUCAAAACACAGAGAAACUCAGUGUGAACCAGGCAGCCACAGUCCUGCUCAAUUUCCUGCAGCAAGCCAAGGAGGAUGGAGAAGAAAAUCCUGAACAGCUGUACUUUCAAGACUUGCCGGCAUGGAAAAGAGAGUACUUCUGAUGUAUUUUUAUAAUGUAUUUAUUAUUGUUGAUAACAUCCUAAUCUAUUGCAUCUGUUGAUCUCUUGUUGUUGGAUGUAGACUAUUUAAUGCAAUGUGAGAAAAACACUGGACUCUAAGUACGGCUACACUGAAAAUGUUUGAAUGUGUUAUUUAAUACAAUGUUUAAUAAAAUUAUUUUGAAUUCAUAGCAA
Molecule: messenger RNA, 653 nt
Organism: Salvelinus fontinalis (brook trout)
Lineage: Eukaryota; Metazoa; Chordata; Actinopteri; Salmoniformes; Salmonidae
Product: spexin prohormone 1-like
Exons: 5
Coding region: 102-461 (119 amino acids)
Molecular function (GO): neuropeptide hormone activity
Source: RefSeq, a predicted model, not a curated record